UUUAUCUAGGUACUUAGCCUGCUAUAAUGAUGAAAAUAGAAAUCUAGCAUGCUGUUGUGAAAUUGACAAAAUUAGGAAAAGGUAAGCUGAUCAGAUGGAGAUUGGCAUUAGGAGCCUAGCAUGUCCCACACGUACCGAAUGCACUUUAUGAAUGCCCUGAAGAGUGAGUGCGUAGGGUGUUGUGAUGAGAUGCCACUCACCAUGGGACUUGCCCAGCCUGGCAUCCUACCCCACAGGACAUGACACCAGAAGGACUGUCACCAAACAAGAUGAGAUUUUCAGGAGGCCUAUUUAGAAGAAGUGAUUUAAUCUGUAAAAGAUUAGAGGCUCCUUUAGGAAAGGAAGGCUUGGGAGGACUUGUCCUCUAGUUCUGACCUGAGCCCUACCAAAGCCAGUCGGACUUGUUGCCUUGGAAUUCAGGGGCUCUGUGCUCUUCCAUCCCAAUGGCCCUGUGGGAGUAUCUAAGAACAGAUGUAGAUGUAGGGACCACAGAGUCCAUGGGGGCCUCAACUGCUCCUUCCCCCCACUUACCACAUCCCAUUGGCCACCCAGACCUCUUGACUCCACCUCUAAAUAGUUCUAGAAUCUCUUCACCUGUGCCCACUUCUUCUGCCAUCGCCCUGGUCCAAGAUGCUGCCAUUCCUUGCCUGGGCUGUAAUGACUCUCCCAAUCAGCCUUCACGUAUCCACUCCACAUCCCUCCUCUUCCAAUUUCAUUCCCCACAAGCAGCUAAAGUCAUCUUUUUAAAAAUGCAAAUCAGAUCACGUCUCUCUCAACCUUCUAGAUUUUAACUUUCAUGAUUUCCUAUGGCUUGUUGGGAUGAAGUCCCAAAUCUCUAACCUGGCCCAUCAAGUCCUAUUCUUCAACCUCAACUCCAGAUUGUUCUAGCCACCCUGCUUUCCUUCCAUUUCUUGAACACACAAAGAAGCUUUUCCUAGCUGAGGGUAUUUAUGCCUGCUGUCCCUUAACAUACUUCCCACCCACCUUUCUGCUAGGUCUGUCCCACAGACCCUGGCCAACGGAUGAAAGGAGUGCUCAGACACAGGUAUGUGGUUUAGGAGCAGCUAGGUCACUGCCCGGCUCUAGUGGCCAGAGAGCAACCCCGAGAAGCUGGAGCUGCUUGCUUUAAUUCAGUGCAGGCACAAUGCCAAAAACCUGGAGCAAACACAACCUGUAAGCAAUUAACGCUUACUAUUCCCCUUUCAGGGAACUUCACAGGCACAGAUGAUCAAAGGUCAGUUCCUGGUCAAUAUAAGUAAACAAGCCAGUUUAAGAUAAAUUCCCCUACACUCCUUUGUACCUACUCCUUGUCCCUCUGCCUCAGGGUUAUAGAAGAGCUGCCUUCAGCUAUUCUUCCCUGGGGCUCUGCAGAAACUUCCAACUUUUCAGAAGGUGUACAUCUUUUCCCUAUAGUUUUUUCCCACCACUCUGACCAAUCCUCCAUGCCUUUCCUUGGGUUGCUCCUAUUCACCCUGUGGACCCAACAUAAAUGUAAUUUCCUUUCUCUCAUCUUCUGUGCUGGUCUUGUUGCUCUAGGCUCCCUAUAGCAAGCCUUUUGUAUGUCUUCAUGUCUUCACCAGAGCACUUACCCCACUUGUGAUCCCAUAAUUAUUGUUGUAAUUUCUGUCCACUUUCUCUCCUCUCCACUACCUAGUAAGGGCUGAGUUCAUCACCCUAUCCCAGCACAAAGCACAAAGCUUGGCACAUGGUAGCUGUUGCUUAUUGGACAAUGCAUCUAUGAAUGAAUCUGGCUUCUGCUUCCAUCCCUCCACUGGGACUGCUAUGACUGAGUUCACCUGUGACCUUCUCAUUGAUAAGUCCAGGGUUUCUUCUCUGGAAUGUCUGACACGUGUACAACAUUUGAAUGUGCUGUCAACCUCUAGUUCUUUAAACGUUCUCCAUCUUUUCUCAUCCUUUGGUUUGAGACAACAUCAUUUCCUUUGUGUUCUCUCUAAGCACUGCUUCUGAGCCUCCUUUGCUGACUUGCUCUGAGUGUCCAUUAAAUGUCAGUGUCCUGCAUUAUUCCAGCCCUGUUUUCCCUGCUCCCUCUGCACAGUCUGUGAGCAGUCUUAAUUAUGUCUGUGACUUCAACUCUCAUAUAUUUACACUGGUGAAUCCCACGCCUAUAUGUCCAGCCCCGUAUCCACUCCUGAGCACCAGAUAUUUCUCCCACUGCAUCCUAAAUGCCUCCACCCUGAUGUCCCAGGGAAGCCUCAAACUUAACAUUUCCAAGUGGAACUAAUUCUCUUCCUUGCCAAACCUGUUCUGCCUCUAGCAUUUACGGUCUGGCUAAAUAAUGUCACCAUCUACCUAACCUCUGAAGCCAGAUGUCAUGGAGUCAUCCUAGACACCCCUGCCAGCUCAGUACCCAUGUUCAACUGUCAUCACACUCUGUCUCUUGGAUCUGUCCCUAUCCCUCCUCUCUCUGCACUGCCACUGCCUUAAUACAGCCCCUGCUGUACUUGUUGGGGUCAUGGAAUCAGCCUCUUCCCUGGGCUUCCUUCUUCCAUCUUCUUCUCCAUCUAGUCUAUUACUAGCACUCAUGCCAGAGUUCUUGUUACAGAGAACAAAGCCCAAUCAAGCCACCUCCCUGCCUCACCCCACACCUUUCUCCCUCAUGCCCAUACAGUAAAGCCCAUCCUCCUGAAGAUGACAUGCAAGCUUCUUCACAGCUUACUGGUCUUUCCUUCCGGCUUUUGCUUCUCUUUGCAGCAUUCAUGGUCCUCCGGGCAUGCCAUUCCUUCUCAGUACAGGCUUAUGGGUCAAGCAGGGUUCUCAAACAUCAGAGUCACAAGGAAGGCCUGCUGCAAAAAUGUGGCAUGCUGGGCCUCACCCGCAGAGGUUCUAACUGUGGGUCUGAGAUGAGGCCCAAGAUUUGAAUUGAUAACAAGUUACCAGGGGCUGCAGGGGCUUCUCUUCUGGUGACCACUGUGAGAAUUACCAGUGUAACCUAUAAAGCAUGUGAGCCUGGGAGCUCCACUACCUGGGUCCAAAUCCUGCCUCUGCUAUGCACUUCCGGUAUCACUUAACCUCUCCAUACCUCAGUUUACUUACCCAUAAAAGGGGGCUAAUCCUGUAAUCCUUAUAGGCUUUGGAGGAGGAUUAAAUGGGUAGUACCCAGAAAUCUUUCAAACACCGCCUGGUCCAUUGUAUCAGGGACUGUCCGUUGCCACCUCUGUUGAUUGUUAUUUGUAUUAUUAUUUACAUAUUCGGUUGUGAAUGUCUGCCUCCUUCUCUUUAUUGUUUGCAGUUUCCUCAUCUCCCUUCAAGAAUUUAUUUCUUUUCUGAGGAGUGUGUUGCGAACACUGUCCCGGCCCCCGGUCUCCCUGCACCUUUCUUUGUGCCCACGCAAGCCUGCGUGCAUCCUGUCCUAGCAUUUGCCACCCUGCACUCACCUCUUUUCCAAGAGUGGGGCUCAUUUGCUGUACCUACGCAAGGUUUCAUUUUCUUCCAGCUUUAUUGAGGUGUAACUGAAAGAUAAAAUUCUGUAAAUUUAAGGUGUACAACAUGAUGGUUUGAUAUAUGUGUGUAUUAUUAAAUGAUACCCCAAUCAAGUUGGUUAACAUGGAAUUCAAAAAGAAAAUUUUUUUUUAUAAAGUUAGUUAACACUUUCAUCACCCCACCUGGUUACCAUUUUUUAUGUGUGUGAUAGGAGCAUUUAAAAUCUACCUUCUCAGCAAAUUUCAAGUAUACAAUACAGUAUUAACUUAAGUCAUCAUGCUGUACAUUAGAUCUCUAGAACUUACCAACUUAUCUACGUUGUAACUGCAAUGUUGUACCCUUGGACCAAUAUUUCUCCAUUCCCCCACCUACAGCCCCUUGAAACCACCAUUCUUCUGUUUCUCUGAAUUCAAUUGUUUAGAUUCCACAUAUAUGAUCAUAAAUUUGCCUUUCUCUGUUGGCUUACCUCACUUAGCAUAAGACCCUCAAGGUUUGAGGUUGACCCAUGUUGUCACAAAUAUUAGAUUUCCUUCUUUUUAUGGAUAAAUUAUAUUCUAUUAUGUACAUGCACACACACACACACACACACACACGCACCACAGUUUCCUUGUCCAUUCCUAUGCUGAUGGACACUUAGGUUGUUUCCAUGUCUUGGUAAUUGUAAAUACUGCUGCUGUGAGCAUGGGUGUGUGAGAUCUCUUUGAGCUACUGAUCGUGUUUCCUUCAGACAUAUACCUAGAAGUGGGAUUGCUGGAUCCUGUGGUAGUUCUGUUUUUAGUUUUUUGAGGGACUUCCAUACCCUUUUCAGUUUUUAGUCCUUGACUUCCAUCUUGAGUCCCAGCAGCCCAGCAAAGUGUCUAGUACAUCGGUGGGGGUAAAAAAUGCUUCUUAAUUAAAUGAUGGAAUUGCCGUAUGUAACGGAAUUUAUUGAAAAUAUGGCGAAAUGUGUCCAGUCUGGGAAAAGGACUGAAUACCAAGAAAAGGUGGAGAGAAAAGUGUGUGUGUGUGUGUGUGUGUGUGUGUGUAUGUGUGUCCUGAAAGUUUGGGAAUGUUGUAGUAAGGACAGUGGGACUGGAUUCAGGAAUGUGGUCUUGUGGUCUCAGGAACAUCUCAGUGCACCUCACUUAGGAUAAUCUUAGCUGCAAGUAGCAAAAACCCACAACUCAAUGGAUUGAAAGAAGGAUAUUUAUUACAUGUGUAAUAAGAAGUCUGGAGGAAGGAUGACGUUGGUGUUGUCUGAUCCAGUGGUCAACCAUGUCAUCAAGGGCCUGGGUGCAUUCUUUCUGUUCCGUCUCAGGCUUCCCUCUCAUGGUUAUAAAGUGGCUGCAGAAGUUCUAAUCAACACAUUAGAUGGCACAACACCCAGUAGAAGGAAAGAGCCAGGAAAACACUUCCCUGAGCACCCCUGGCAGGGCUCCUUUCACGUCUUAACAACCAGAGGCGGGGUAGAGGCCACCCCAACCUAUCCACUGGCAAGAAGCCUGCACUGUUUUGGCUGGGUAAGGCCUCUGAGCUGGUGCUCUUGGACUCUCAGACCACCUGGAUCUCAUGUGUUUUGCCUGUCAGAUUCAUUGAGAGCUGCAGAAUAGGCUCAACAUCCCACAGGGUCUGCUGCUCCGACUGGGACAAAAGAGUUGAUAAGAAACUAAUGGGCCGGGCACAGUGGCUCACACCUAUAAUCCUAGCACUUUGAGAGGCCCAGGUGGGUGGAUCACGAGGUCAGGAGAUCGAGACCAUCCUGGCCAACGUGGUGAAAUCCCAUCUCUACUAAAACACAAAAAAUUAGCAGGGUGUGGUGAUGCGCGCCUGUAGUCCCAGCACGCAGGAGGCUGAGGCAGAGGAAUCUUUGAACUUAGGAGGUAGAGGUUGCAGUGAGCCAAGAUUGUGCCACUGUAGUCUAGCCUGGGGACAGAGCAAGACUCUGUCUUAAAAAAAGAAACUGAUGGGAGUGACUUCACUGGUGGUGGCAGGUCACUGUCCCAAGUGAACAGAGCUGGAACUCUGCUAGAAAGGAGGAAAGAAUAAAUGGAUGCUGCUUGUCAGCAACAGUGUCUGCCUCAAAGCCCAACCCAGAUAAUCUCAAAUGAAUUGCUUGAAGUCAAAGUGAGGAAUCUUUUCCUCUCUGUUCUAACAGCAGGUCAUGCCCUAACCACAGUUGCCCUUCAGGAUCCUGGCACAGAGCCACCCCGGUCAUCGGGCUGUUUGUCAAGGGUAGGGCAGCAGCAACUUGCCUUCCUCCAUGAGCCCAGACAAAGCCUCCACUGGGCGCUCAGCAGAAGAGAAACCCUGCGGGAGCCAGAGUCCAGCGUGCUGGGAUCCAGCAGGACUGCUGGCAUAAUUCAGCCAAGGUGUGCUGCCUCCUCUCCUGCUAGGCGUGUGGCUGGACACGAGUCUUGCUGAUGGUGGAAUUCAAAUCACCAGUGGCCAAAGUACCCUUCAGGAGUGAAGAGUUGCAGGCGCUCUGAGGAGCCGGGAGCUGCAAGGUUCUGAAAAAGACUUCAAGAAACUGACUAAUCUGGAUGGCCACCCCUGAUGGAAGGGUACUCUCCAGACCCCAGAAACCUGGUCAGGGGUCUGGCCAGAAGCCAAAGGGGAGUGGAGCCUGCCUGCAUCCCCUGGACAGCCUGGAGCAGAGGGAGACUCAGGAGCAGGCGCUGGGCCAGCUAGUCAUGCUGAGGAAGGCACAGGAAUUCUUUCAGACCUGUGAUGUUGAAGGCAAAGGCUUCAUCGCCAGGAGGGACAUGCAGAGGCUGCAUAAGGAGCUACCACUCAGUCUGGAGGAACUGGAGGAUGCGUUUGAUGCCCUGGAUGCUGAUGGCAAUGGCUAUCUGACCCCAGAGGAGUUCACUACUGGAUUUAGUCACUUCUUCUUCAGCCAGAAUAACCCAAGUCAGGAAGAUGCAGGUGAGCAGCUGGCCCAACACCAUGAAGAGCAGGUGUAUCAGUCCAGAGAGGAGGAGGAUCUGGGAGACAUGGAUGAAGACAAGGAAGCCCAGUUCCAGAUGCUGAUGGACAGACUUGGAGCCCAGAAGGUUUUGGAAGAUGAAAGUGAUGUCAAGCAGCUCUGGCUGCAGCUGAAGAAGGAUGAGCCUCAUUUACUCCCCAGCUUUGAAGACUUCCUGACCAGAAUCUUCUCCCAGCUCCAAGAAGCCCAUGAGGAGAAGAAUGAACUGGAGUGUGCCCUGAAAAGGAAAAUAGCGGCUUAUGAUGAAGAAAUCCAGCAUCUCUAUGAGGAGAUGGAACAACAAAUCAAAAACGAGAAGGAGCAGUUUCUUCUGAAGGACACAGAGAGAUUUCAAGCCCGCAGUCAAGAGCUGGAGCAGAAACUGUUACGUAAGGAGCAGGAGCUGGAGCAGCUCACCCAGAAGCAGAAAAGGCUGGAAGGUCAGUGCACAGCCCUGCAUCAUGACAAGCAUGAGACCAAGGCUGAGAAUAACAAGCUGAAACUCACUAACCAGGAGCUGGCCCAGGAGCUGGAGCGGACCUCCCAGGAGCUCCAGGAAGCUCAGCAGCAGCUGGAAAGCCUCCAGCAAGAGGCCUGCAAACUCCACCAGGAGAAGGAGAUGGAAGUGUACCGCGUGACGGAGAGUCUACAGCGCGAGAAGGCCGGGCUCCUCAAGCAGCUGGAUUUCCUGAGGGAAAGGAACAAGCACCUUCGGGAUGAACGGGACAUAUGUUUUCAGAAAGACAAGGCAGCCAAGGCAAACACGGCUGCUUCCAAGGCAAGCUGGAAAAGAAGAUCUGGCUCUGUGAUAGGCAAAUAUGUGGAUGCCAGAGGGAUUCUUAGGAGCCAGUCAGAGGAGGAGGAGGAGGUGUUUGGCAUCCCAAGGAGAUGCUCCCUGGGCCUGAGUGGAUAUCCUCUAACAGAAGAGGAACCAGGAACCGGGGAGACAGGGCCUGGGGGUCCAUACCCCCGGCCACUCCGCAGAAUCAUCUCCAUUGAAGAAGACCCCCUGCCCCAGCUCCUGGAUGGCAACUUUGAGCAACCCCUGAGCAAAUGCCCAGAAGAGGAAGAGGUCUCUGACCAGAGGGUACAGGGAAAAAUCCAGGAGGCCCUUCCCUUGAAACUCACCCCCACAUCUCCCCGAGGGCAGCCUGUUGGAAAAGAAGCCCGGUAUAAGGAGGAAAGCGCUCCCUCUGCCCCUGACCGGCUCUUCAAGAUUGUGUUUGUGGGCAAUUCUGCGGUGGGGAAGACAUCCUUCCUGAAGAGGCUCUGUGAGGACCGGUUCUCCCCAGGCAUAGCGGCCACUGUGGGCAUUGAUUACCGUGUGAAGACGGUGAAUGUGGAUGACUCUCAGGUGGCCCUGCAGCUGUGGGACACGGCUGGGCAGGAGAGGUACCGGUGCAUCACCCAGCAGUUCUUCAGAAAGGCUGACGCUGUCAUCGUCAUGUACGAUCUCACAGCCAAGCAAUCGUUCCUGUCGGUCCGGCGGUGGCUGAGCAGCGUGGAGGAAGCUGUGGGAGACCGGGUUCCUGUCCUUCUGCUGGGUAAUAAGCUUGACAAUGAGCAGGAGCGGGAAGUUCCCCGGGGCCUCGGAGAGCAGCUUGCCAAGGAGAACAAUCUGAUCUUCUAUGAAUGCAGCGCCUACUCUGGUCACAAUACCAAAGAGUCCCUGCUCCAUCUAGCCAGGUUCCUUAAGGAGCAAGAAGACACAGUGAGAGAGGACACCAUUCAGGUCGGCCGCCCUGCUAAGAAGAAAUCCUGCUGUGGCUGAUAGAGUCCUACCAGGACUGCCCCCAGCAAGCCUGAGGUCACAGAGCCUGCCCUGAUCCUGCACACGGCUCCUGCACAGAUGUCGCCCACUGGGGUCUACCCAGUCCUUUUCUUUGUCAGUCACUUGCCUCCCCCAAAAGGAAGGGAAGCACAUCCCAUCAGGAGAGCUGCUCUUUGAGUCUUUCCUCUCUAUUUCUAGACCCCAGAUGCCCAUCCCUUGUUGUUGUUGUUGUUGUUGUGUUUCCCUGACUUAGUUUCCUGGGGGGAAAGAAACAGAUGGGCUUUUCCAGAAAAGCCACCACGUGCCUUCUCCACCCCCCUUCUCCUCCCUUUGCCCUUAGGAGCCUCAGCACUGCUGUUGCCAUGACAACCAUGCAGGGCCUGACUUGUGGCUUCCUGCAGGCCAAAGGUACAGCACUCAGGUGCCUCCAGGGUAGUUAAUCUUGCUUGGCCCCUGUUCUCCAGAGGCCAAAGGGAUGCUCUUACACAUGCUGUGUGGCUCUUGAGAUGCCUGAGUUGUUGGCUGCAGCAAACCAGGGCAGCCACAUUCUAUUCUACCCCUGACCUGGGGGGCUCUGCUCUUUCCCUAAUCCCAAGCUUUGAGCCUUCCCUCUCAGCACCAUGUCCACUGCCUUUGCCGCCUUGGGUUUUCUGGAACAGUGCCUUAUGGAGAACCUACAGCCUCUCCUCCUCACCCCGCACCCACAACCCUGACUCCAGGGUGGACUGUGGGUGAGAAACGAUGCCUGGGGUUAGGGAGUGGGCUGACUUCCUACUUAACUUUGACUGAGAAAUGAAAAGAAAACUAGUGGAAAAAAGCCAUCUGCUGCUGAACAGAGCGACCAUUUCUGGAAGGUAUAAAUGAGGUGUAUACAGCUAUAUAAAAGCCAUUUUCUAAAUGUUUCUCAAAAUAGCUCUUUGAAAAAUCGUACAUGAUGAUUAACAGGGUAGACUGACAAGCAGGCAGUGGGGCCCAGCGCAAGGGCCAUAGUCACUGACUUCAUUUUAUUUUCUUGUACUUUAUUCCAGAACACUGUAUUUUUUUCAGUGUGGCUGUGAUGUUGACAUUUGCUGGUGUUUGAGAAGUGAACAGAAUGUAGCACCCCCGAUUGCAGCAGCACAGGGCACUUCCUGCAGCUGGGUGGUGGCGAGCUCCCAGCCAGCUCUGGCAUCUCUAGCCGGCCAUCACCGCACUCUUGCCCUGAGUGGGAAGUUGAAUGAAAGUUGUUACAAAGAUCACUGCCAAUCACUGGGCCUGCAGACCCAGGCCCCUAUAGGAAAGUGGGUGGUUCACACCCAAGCAGGGCACACAGAGAGGGAGAGGGAGGGGCAGAAAGUGUCCACAGGCUUCCAACAAGAUAGUUGAAGACAAACCCACAUAGCCACAUGGAUGGGAGAAAGGCCACUGGCCAGAGUUCCCAGGGCAUCCCAAUAGCCUCCUCCCAGACUCCCAAAAUAGUCAGAGGCCCCCUGGGCAAGUACCUACCUCUUUUUUGCAGACUCCUCUCUUUCACUGAACACUCGUAGGAACCAGAGAGCCCAUGGAGGGUGCUGAACUAAAAUGAGGAUGGUGUACCAGGAGGUGCUCCAUGAUCCUAUGCAAGCCCGCUCCCUCCCUGGGCUCCCCACGCAGCAGUAAAAUGAAGAGAUGGGCUAUUUGAUGCUUUGAGCUCUUCUUGCUCAGAUGCACAGGAUGACAUAUUUAUUUUUCAUUAUAGGCUGGCCCUGGACCUCAGUCCAAGGUUAGAGAAUUCAUAGGGAACUCCCUUCCACUAAGGAAGGGCAGUGGUGGUGGUCCCAUUAAUAGGAUGUGGAUGAGGCAGGGAGAGGGGAUGCAUGGGUCACCCAAGUGGCCCUACAAUGUGUGUGUGUGUCUGUGUGUGUGUGUAUGUCAACUGCGUAAAGGGAAAGGAAGGCUAGAAGGUCACGGUGGCCAUGGAGAAAGUAAACUCGCUCUUCUGCUUUUGACAAAAAGCAAACAUAGCUAUUGGGAUUUAUGGGGCUAGCAGGCCAUUCCUGGGGUUCCCUAAACCCACAAAUGUCUUUAUUCCUAAUACCUUGCCCCUGGCUUUCUGCUGCAUUCUUCCAUUUAGAAACAGAGCAUGCAAGGUUUAGGGCAGGGAAGGUCUGGCCUUCUAGAAUGUGGAGUAAAUCCCCAUGAUUCUUCAAAGGAGAGAGAAAGGAGUGGGGUGGGGUGGGGGUCUUCAGGCCUCUGCUCCUCUCUUCUCCAACCCGCCCUUUUAAAAAGAGGGAGAAGGCCGAGUGUGGUGGCUCACACCUGUAAUCCCAGCUGAGCCAGAGGAUCAUUUGAGACCAGAAGUUGGACACCAGCUUUAGUAACAUGGCAAGACCCUACCACUACAAAAAAAAAAAAAAAAAAAAAUUGAAUAUUAGCAGAGCAUGGUGGCAUGAGGAGUUUUAGCUACUCAGGAGGCUGAGCCAGGAGGAUUACCUAAGCCCAGGAGUUCGAGGUUACAGUGAGCUAUGAUGGUGCACUCCAGCCUGAAGGACAGAAUGAGAUUCUAUCUAAAAAAAAAAAAAACAAGAGUGUAGGAUUGGGAUUCCAGAGGAACUCUGAGAAGUUCCUUGUCCCCAGCUCUCAGCUCUCCUCCUCCCAUUCCUUUUAAGCCACCAUGUUGAUCAGAGCCACCCUGGGCUGUCACUCUGCCCCAAAGGCUGCCAGAGAAACCUUCUGGCUCUGUCCCAUUCACAUCCUUGUAAUGGCCUUGAGCUAAUCACUUAGCCAGGAUCCACAUUCAUCUGUAGAUUGGAAUUUUCGAUGUCGACCUCACAGGGUCAUUUUAGUAGUAGAUGAGGUAAUAUAUGUAAAGUACCUAGCACAGUACCCAGAAGAGAAGAGGUGUCAAUAAGUAGGGGCUACUUUUGUUGUCAACAUUGAGUUGCUGUCCUGGCCACUUGCCUUGCUUCAGUUUUACAUUUAGAACCAGCAAACAGUUACUAAGCAUCUGCCUGGAACUGGGCACUUUCACAAACAUAACCUCUUUUGGGCAUCUGUUUGCCCAACCCAUUUUCCUGAGUUCUGAGCUCAUAUCUGGCUUGCCUCUUGCUGUUCUUUGUUCCUGUGAGUUUCCCAGCUUCCUGGUUUGUCUAUCAGUGCCCACAACCUUUCAGCACCCAGUCCUCCCUCCCUCUCUGUGGUGCUCUGGGAACCACUCAGAUGGCAGAUCAGACCUGGUCACAGCUCCUGGGUGUUUACUUACGAAUGGUCUUGCUCACUGCCAUCCCCGGCUCUUGCCUGCUCCCCUGUUCUUACACCUUUUGCUUCUGCUGCUGCUGCCCUCAACCCUGAGUUGCCAAAUGAAGAACCUCAUCACCAAACCAAUGCCCCAGUUGCUUUGCUUCUUGUCUAGCAUUUGUUUCACUGCACGCUCCCUGUGUGACCUUUUCUGUUCCCCUGUGAUACCGUAGCUGUCUCCCUGCUCCUCAGCUAGUACUCUUUCUUUCUCUAUUCUUAAUACUUCUGCCUUCUCUGAGAUGUUCCUUCUCCCUGCUUUUCUCCUGGGCCUAGGCCAGGCCUUAACCUGUAUACUCUAUGAAAAAUGGCACAACCAUUUUUCUGUCACUAGUAGUAACUGCUCCAACGGCACUUAAACCAACGUCGGCUAAAUGGAAUUAAAAUGCAAUUGGUGGCUUCCAGGGCCAUAUGUAUAGUUUAAUAAAGAACUGUAAGGGAGGCAAACGUCUAACCUAAAGAAAUGAGUCCCUAGUGAUAGGGCAUUAGCCACUAUAAUGGGUUAUGGGAAUUAAAUAUUUAGGACAAAGCUGCCUUCUCUACUCUCAGAGAUCUCAGUUUGCUUCAUGUCUUUUGGGGCUUUAUUGCUAGGUUCAAAUAUAUUUCUAAUUGUGAUUUCCUCCAGAUGGAUUGACACUUUAUCAUUACAAAGUGUCCUUCUUUGUCUUUGGUAACAAUUUUUGUCUCAAAGUUGGUUUUGUAUGAUGUGAGUGUAGCCACUUCAGCUCUCUUUUUAUUGAUGUUUGCAUUGUAUAUAUUUUACACCCUUUUAAUUUCAAUCUCGUUGUACCUUUAAAUCUAAAGUGAGUCUCUUGGAAACAGCAUAUAGUUAGAUUAUGUUUUUUAAAUCUGUUUUUCCGCUCUCUUAAUUGGAAAGUUUAAUUUAUUUACAUGUAAUGUAAUUAAGAUUCGUCUGCUGCUUCGCUCUUUAUUUUCUAUACAUCAUAUGUCUUUUUAAAUCUUGUGUUUUUUCAUUGCUGCCUUCUUUUAUGUUAAAUAGAUAUUUUCUAGUGUAACAUUUUAAUUCUCUUAUUUCAUUUACUAUAUAGUUUUGAAUUUUUUCUUGGCGGUUGCCCUGGGGAUUGCCAUCAGUGUCUCAAUUUAUAACAAUCUGUUUGUGCUAAUAACAACCUAAUUUCAAGUAAACAAAAAUGUUGCUCUUUAGUGGUACUGUUUUCUCUUCCCUUCUGCUAUGAUUGUCACAAAUUUCAUCUUUAUACGCUCUGCACCCAUCAACAUAUAUUUAUAAUUAUUGUGAAUUUGUCUUUUAUUUAAACCAGAAAGAAAAAAAUUACUAACAAAAAAUAAAAUCAAUCUGUAUUGCUUUACAUCUAACUGCAUGAUUUCUCUUACUAGCACUCUUUAUUUUUUCAUGUUGAUCCACAUUACUAUCUUGACCCUUUUCAUUUCAGCCUGAAGGAUUGCUUUUUUGCCGUUUUUUGUAGGGCAGGCUUGUUAAAGACAAACUCUCUUGUUAGAGAUAAACUUCCUCAGUUUAUCUAGAAAUGUCUUAAUUUAUCCUUCAUUUUUUGAAGGAUAGUUUUGCCAGAUAUAGAAUUUUUGAUUGACAGCUUUUUUUUCUUUCAGUACUUUGUGCCAUCCCACUGUUUCCAGCCUUCCUGGUUUCUGCUGAAACUUAGCUGUUAGUAUGAUUGAGAAACGCUUGCAUUUGAUGAAUUGUUUCUCUCUUUGUGCUUUCAAAAUUCUUUGUCUUUGGCUUUCAGUGGUUUGAUUUUAAUGUGCCCAGCUAUUGAUCUUUGUAAGUUUAUCCCACUUGGAGUUUGUUGAGCUUCUUGAAUGUAUAGAUUAAUAGUUCUCAUGAAAUUGGGGGAGGUUUUGAUGCUUAUUUCUUCAAAUAUUCUUUCUACUUCUUUCUCUCCUUUCAUUCUGGAAUUCCCUUUAUCUGUGUUUGUCAUGCUUGAUGGUGUCUCACAGGUUUCUGAGUCUCUGUUUAUUAUUGCUCAUUAUUUUUUCUUUAUGUUCCUCAGAUUGGGUAAUCUCAAUUGACUGAUCUUUAGGCUCACUAGUUCUUUCUUCCGCCUGUUCAGAUAUGCUGUUGAGCCUGUCUAGUGAAUUUUUCUUUUCCAUUAUUGUACUUUUCAACUCUGGAAUUUCUGUCUGGUUCCUUAUUAUAUUUUCUCUGUGUUAACUGAUAUUCUCUAUUUGGUGAGACAUUGUUCUCAUACUUUAGUUAUUUAGACACGAUUUACUUUAGGUCUUUAAACAUAUUUAAAAUAGCUUAAAGGCUCAAAGAGUUUACAUUAGUAGCCAUCUGCCCUGUGCACAAACCAAGUUCUGCUUGUCAGUCCCUGCCUUCUUCCUCACACUUCACACAACCAGCUAGGGAUCUGGUCUUUUUCUUUAGCUUGACCUCUACCCUACUCUCCAAGGUUUCUCCUUUCUUCUGGAUUGUAAGAGGGUGGAGGCUCUUUGGGUCUGAGAAAGCCUCUCCUCUUCCUGAGCUUCUAGUGCCCUUCUGGAGGUUAUCUGCCCAAGGAGUUACCCACUCUCUUGGGGGAAGUGAAAGGAGGCCAGACAUGCUCAGACAAUCUUCCCUGUCCUUCCAAGAAUUCAGUCAUCCUGCAAAGCUUUACUCAAAAGGGAUUGCGGGGGAAGACUGCAAAUCAGGGCAAAUCUGAAGCUUUUUUUUUUUUUUAAGCCAGCUUAAUUACUUCAAAAUAAUGAAAUUGUGGUACACAUGGGUUUCCAAGUAGCCUGUUGCCACUGGUUGUGAUCCAAGCCUGAGCUUGGCUUCUGGACUGGCCCUAGGAUCACCGCCGCUUCUCCUCCUUUCCUCUGGGGCGCAGAAAGAAGCUGCACAAAUUCCAACAAAGUUUAGUCAAAAGCCAUAGGAUUUUACUGUAUUGGUUAUUCUUUCCCUUCUUAUCUGGCAGGGGAGAGGGUUAACAAGACACAAUCACCUUCUAAACCUCCUUCCCCACUUCCUAACUCACUUGAUGUUUCUAUUAAUAGGCAUGUUAAUUACUAACAACAGCAGUGACAAAGAACAUCAUGACUCCACCUUUUAUACAAUUCAGUGGAGCCGAUUUAAUCAAAGUGCCCUACUUAGGGAGAACAUUGCUAGAAAUGAUGGGGAUUGGGAAACCAUAUGUUGCUUGGCAGAGGACCUGAAAUCAAUGUAGAAACUGAGGAGCUUGGGCAGAGUAUGUCAUUUAUCAUUCUGGGGCGAGGGCUGAGUCAGGUCCAAGAACUGACCCUCUCUCAGAGCUGGGACUUCAUCAAGGCUCUGGCUCUGGUUCAAAAGUGGUACUUGCAGGCCCUUGUCAUAGCACCAGGAGACUCCUCUCCCAGCAAUUGAGGACUCCUAGGACCGGUGAGGCCCAUGCUAUCAUAGUGAAUUAUAAGUGGAUCCAUCUGACGUAUAAAAAUAAAUACCACCCAUAAACAACACUGCAGUGCUAAACAAAAAUGCCUGAAGAACAUAGAAUAAUAGGAUUUUAAAAAAUUAUAAAUAGAAAUGAAAACUUUGGGAAACAUGACUGAAACUGGGAUUCAUCGAGCAUGUGUUGCACUAGGUCAAGGGCAGAGUGUCAGGGUGUGGCCCAACAUCAGGUGCUUGGGCUCCCGAGGCCACUCUGCACUGAAGCAAAUGGCACCAUUCUGUAUGGUGCUUAUUCACACACACUGCCCACAGCGUCCUAAUGAGUUAGAGGCACUGGACCGAGCACCCGAGGGCAGGAGCAUUCAUCCCUGCAGCCACGUGUUUGGUACAGUAUCUGACAAAUAACAUCGGCCUUGUAGGGACAAUGAAGAGCAGAGCAUUCUUUCUCAGGUGCAAGGCCCACCCCCUGGUGAGCUGCUCCACUGGAGCCCCAAGUCCUAGAGGCUAGACAGCUGAGCCCCUGUGGCCUAGGUAGACCUUAGGGGUUUGCCUCACUGGUGCAAAUGAGUUGCUGCUUCUUGCUUUUGAAACAAAAUGUUGGCAUGUUCCAGCUGCUGUGAUUCAAUUGCCUUUCAGACAGUGUGGUGCCCAACAAAGCAUCUGUCUCAACAGCCCGCGGCCUCCCCAGCUGCCAUGAGUACAAUGCAUUACCUGCAGGCAGCGCAGCAACUCAAUUUGACUUGGACUCCACGCCUCUGCACAGAAGAUGCUUCCCUGCCCUGUUCUCCUCCUUCCUGUUGCGAAAGCAGCCUUCCCGGUCCUUACCCAGCUGUGGCUCUCUCAAAUGCUUCCUCUGUCCCCAAAGUCCCUCUCAGAGUAAGGACCUGCACACAAGUUGUGUGGGCCCUGGGCAAAACCUGGAACUGCUUGAUGUUCUGAACCUGCUUUCAAAUCUGCAAAAUAGUGCUCUCUGCCUUACUCCAUCACAGGCUAGUGUGAAGGUCAAAAGGGGACUCCUGGGAAAGAGCUUAGUCGGCUGAAAGGCUCUAAACAAAUGAUAGUUACUACAUUGUCCUCUGUCUCCUCGUGCAAGAGACCGAAAGAAAACAAUAUAUGUAAAAGAGAGAAAAUUCCACACUUCUUGCUAACUGGAAAGGCUGAGGCUAUGGUGAGAGCACCUCCCAUUUCCCUGGGAAAGGAGAAAUGUGGUGACUCAUCCCUAAUCCCAGCACUUUGGGAGGCCGAGGUGGGCAGAUCACAAGGUCAAGAGAUUGAGACCAUCCCGGUCAACAUAGUGAAACCCCGUCUCUACUAAAAAUAUAAAAAGUAGCAGAGCGUGGUGUCACAUGCCUGUAGUCCCAGCUACUUGGGAGGCUGAGGCAGGGGAAUUGCUUGAACCUGGGAGGUGGAGGUUGCGGUGAGCCGAGAUUGCACCACUGCACUCCAGCCUGGGUAACAAGAGAGAAACUCCAUCUCAAAAAAAAAAAAAAAAAAAAAAAAAAAAGCACACAAAA
Callithrix jacchus (white-tufted-ear marmoset) is the source of this 16265-nucleotide messenger RNA. RefSeq names its product calcium release activated channel regulator 2A (gene CRACR2A). The record is from RefSeq and is a predicted model, not a curated record. NCBI's taxonomy places the organism in Eukaryota, Metazoa, Chordata, Mammalia, Primates, Cebidae. Gene Ontology annotation, molecular function: GTP binding; calcium ion binding; GTPase activity.